AUGGCGGCUACAGAGCUGAAACCUCCGUUCGACCCUAAGUACGAUCAUUACGACUUCCCCACCACUGCCCCCGAGCCGCAGAGUGGUCACCCCGGCCACACCACCCCAGAGCAAAAUGCUAAGGUCCACCAGCUUCGGACUCUCCUGGAGCAAAUGGGCUACACCGAGCGAUUGGAUACAUUGUCUAUGCUGCGAUUCCUGAGAGCCCGCAAGUUCGAUGUCGAGGCUGCCAAGACCAUGUUCGUGGACUGUGAAAAGUGGCGCAAGGAGUUUGGUACAGAUGACCUGCCCCGCACCUUCAACUACGAGGAGAAGGCAAAGGUUUUCGAGUAUUACCCUCAAUACUACCAUAAAAUCGAUAAGGACGGCCGUCCUGUCUACAUCGAGAAGCUCGGAAAGAUCGACCUCAAUGCGAUGUACAAGAUCACCACUGCCGAACGCAUGCUGGCUAACCUUGUCACCGAGUACGAGAAACUCGUCGAUCCUCGUCUGCCCGCCUGCUCUCGCAAGUCCGGCAAGCUCCUCGAGACCUGCUGCACGAUCAUGGAUCUGAAGGGUGUCGGCAUCACCAGCAUUCCCUCCGUCUAUGGAUACGUUCAACAAGCUUCCAAGAUCUCCCAGAACUACUAUCCCGAGCGUCUGGGCAAGCUAUACCUCAUCAAUGCCCCCUGGGGCUUCAGCAGCGUCUUCAGCGUCGUCAAGGGCUUCCUCGACCCCGUCACCGUUGCCAAGAUCCACGUCCUGGGCAGCGGCUACCAGAAGGAGCUGCUCGCCCAGGUCCCUGCCGAGAACCUGCCGGUCGAAUUCGGUGGAAAGUGCAAGUGUGAGGGUGGCUGUGAGUUCUCCGAUGAUGGCCCCUGGCAAGACCCCGAGUGGUCGCGCACCCCUGCGUGGGCGGAACCUAAGGGCGACGCGGCUGUUGUUGAGAACGAGGAUCCCGGAUACGAGAAGAAGGCUGCCGAGGGUCAGGAAGGCGCCCAGGCUAGCGCUUAA
Penicillium chermesinum is the source of this 993-nucleotide messenger RNA. RefSeq names its product SEC14 family lipid-binding protein. NCBI's taxonomy places the organism in Eukaryota, Fungi, Ascomycota, Eurotiomycetes, Eurotiales, Aspergillaceae. The record is from RefSeq and is a predicted model, not a curated record. The transcript has 3 exons. The coding region runs from base 1 to 993 and encodes 330 amino acids.